Messenger RNA from Entelurus aequoreus (snake pipefish), 1646 nucleotides. RefSeq names its product DnaJ heat shock protein family (Hsp40) member B4 (gene dnajb4). The record is from RefSeq and is a predicted model, not a curated record. Gene Ontology annotation, cellular component: cytosol. Gene Ontology annotation, molecular function: protein-folding chaperone binding. The transcript is spliced from 3 exons. The coding region runs from base 252 to 1301 and encodes 349 amino acids. NCBI's taxonomy places the organism in Eukaryota, Metazoa, Chordata, Actinopteri, Syngnathiformes, Syngnathidae.
CGAAGGCUGCUGCAGCCUGCAGGGGAGGGAGAUGCGUGGCUAUUUAAAGCCCCCCCCCCUCUUCAAGCAAGCGCGGAUAAAAUAUAAUAUUUAACACACAAGCUCCACGGAGCUCACCAGUCGCCUCCCAAAUGCUCGUUCUCAUCCGACUUGGUGGACGUUAGUCCGGACUGAAGAAAGCCAGCUGUGUUUUUUCUCCAUCUCUCCCUUUUCACCGAUAAGACGUCGGAGCUAAAACGCCCCUCAAAAGGAUGGGUAAAGAUUAUUAUAAAAUACUGGGCAUCAGUAAAGGAGCCACGGAGGAGGACAUCAAGAAAGCGUACAGAAAGCAGGCGUUGAAAUGGCAUCCCGACAAGAACAAGUCGGCAGCCGCCGAAGAUAAAUUUAAGGAGAUCGCCGAGGCUUAUGAGGUCCUCAGCGACCCUAAGAAAAGGGACAUUUAUGAUCAACAUGGAGAAGAAGGUCUCAAGGGAGGAAGCGGUCCUCCCGCUGACGGGCAAGGCAACACCUUCACAUACACCUUCCACGGGGAUCCUCACGCCACCUUCGCCACAUUCUUUGGGGGCUCAAACCCCUUUGAUAUGUUCUUCGGGCGCAAGGCCAACGGGCGUGAUGACGAUGACAUGGAGGUGGACGGAAACGAUCCGUUUGGCUCCUUCACCAGCUUCAACCUGAACGGUUUCCCUCGGGACGGACAAACCGGCCUCGGAGGACAGCAGCAGCAGCAGCAGCAGCAGCAGCAGUCGCGGCGCAAGCAGGACCCCGCCAUCAUCCACGAACUAAGGGUCUCCCUGGAGGAGGUGUUCCACGGCUGCACCAAGAGGAUGAAGAUCUCUCGCAAAAGGUUGAACCCAGAUGGCAGGACCAUGCGCACGGAGGACAAAAUCCUCACUAUUGAGAUCAAGCGCGGCUGGAAGGAGGGAACAAAGAUCACAUUCCCGCGGGAGGGAGACGAGUCGUCCAACGCCAUCCCGGCCGACAUCAUUUUCGUCAUCAAGGACAAGCCUCACCCUCACUUCAGGCGGGAAGGCUCCAACAUCGUGUAUCCUGUCCAUGUAAGCCUCAGACAGUCACUGUGCGGAUGCUCGGUUACCGUGUCAACGAUAGACGGCAACACGUGCAACAUGAAGAUCACGGACGUGGUCAAGCCUGGCAUGAGAAAGACUGUGGCGGGUCAAGGGCUGCCCUUACCCAAAAACCCGGAGCUGAGAGGAGACCUGGUGGUGGAGUUUGAUGUGAACUUUCCCGAAACGUUGCCCGGCAACGCCAAGGAUGUCCUUAAGCGGCAUUUACCGGCUUAGGGCCGAGCGGCGAUGCAGCGGGCGGGACUGGCAUCUCCACACAGGCAAAGGAGGAAUGUGAGAUAUCACCACUAUUUUUGGACGUUUUGGGUGUUUUUAUAAAUAUCACGCAUGCUGCCAAGACCAUUCUGUACGUACACGGACCUCUCUCCCUUGCCAUCACGCUCGCCAUAAAAGUUCUGGUGAAGCCCAAAAUGUGCUGUGCCAAACCAAUGCUUUCUUGAAGACGUGACGGGUUUCCUUUGGGAGUUCGGAGUCAUGAUUAUGUGCGUGUUGUUUAGAAAUGACCUUGUAAAGCUUGAAUUUUAACUGAAAUAUUUCCAUGUGAACUGAUAAAGCAUUGUA